This is a messenger RNA of Cottoperca gobio, 2392 nucleotides long. It is a transcript of the gene tmed2, whose product is annotated as transmembrane p24 trafficking protein 2. NCBI's taxonomy places the organism in Eukaryota, Metazoa, Chordata, Actinopteri, Perciformes, Bovichtidae. The transcript is spliced from 5 exons. The coding region runs from base 256 to 879 and encodes 207 amino acids. The record is from RefSeq and is a predicted model, not a curated record.
CACACGCGGCUUCAUUCUGACAGCACUUGCGCCGCACGCUCUUAAAUUUGGCCCUCGCCGGUUGCCGUUUAAGCCUGUACGUGGCAGUCACAGAGCAGUACACAGCAGCCGAGGCUGGUGCGGCUAACGUUUUUCUCCGGCAACAAUUUCCCUCAUACAGACUGACAUCCUGCACUCUUACAGAUUACACUGAAGCGAGGACGCUCUUUAUAUCACCUGACUUGUUGUGACGCCCGCUAUAAAACAUUUUGAAACAUGUUUACCGUGUCGGAGCUGGUUGUCUUGCUGGCCGUCCUGUCCGCCACUGCGUCCGGCUACUUCGUUAGCAUAGACGCCCAUGCCGAGGAGUGCUUCUACGAGCGGGUCAACUCUGGCACAAAGAUGGGCCUCAUGUUUGAGGUUGCAGAAGGAGGCUUCCUGGACAUCGAUGUCGAGAUAACAGGACCUGAUGGUAAGCAGAUUUACAAAGGGGACAGAGAGUCAAGUGGGAAAUACUCUGUGGCAGCACACAUGGACGGAACAUACAAGUUCUGCUUCAGCAACAAGAUGUCAACCAUGACACCCAAGAUCGUCAUGUUCACGAUUGACAUUGGAGAGGCCCCUAAAGGCCAGGACAUGGAGACAGAAGGUGGUGACAGCUGGGAUGCCCACCAAAACAAGCUGGAGGAGAUGAUCAAUGAGCUGGCAGUUGCUAUGACUGCUGUAAAGCAUGAGCAGGAGUACAUGGAGGUUCGUGAGAGGAUACACAGAGCAAUCAAUGACAACACAAACAGCAGAGUGGUGCUGUGGUCGUUCUUUGAAGCUCUGGUUCUGGUGGCCAUGACACUUGGACAGAUUUACUACCUGAAGAGAUUUUUUGAAGUACGGCGAGUGGUUUAGUGCGAUUAAACGGUCCAUCUGUGUCCUUCACUGAUUUCUCCAACACCAAGACAGUUAUUUACACUCUGGAAAUGAGACUGGCAGAUUUGAGUAAAGCCUACAUAUGAUUGGAUCUCAGAUGUUUUGUUCACCUGUUACCUAUUUGGUUCCUUCUUUAUAAAUGUAAUUAGUGUUUGUUUUGAACGAAUGGCCAAAAAAUUCUGGGAUAGAUGUCAGAUUUCAUUAGUCAUUUCUUUUUUUUGUGUACAUUUGUCCAAUAUUGUUAAUUUCAGUCAAGUACAACUCACUUGCCUGUACAGUUUUACCUGUGUGAAUUACUGUGAGGCUCAUAAUUUUAAGUAAAGGCAGACAGAAGAAAAAGACGUUUUAUCUAAGGAUCCCAUUAUAAGCACAUGGGUGUGCCUCUAGUCUUCUUCCUACAGUCAAGGAAGGUCCAUAAUUGGAUAGCCCUGUGUGGAGUCCUAACAGGAGAAUUUAAACAUUGAAAUGGGACCCAUUUCAUAAGAUACGCAUGAAAACAGAAAUCAUUUGAUUUUCUUUGUCUGAGAUGCUGGAGUUGUGUUUUUUUCUAGCGUCUAAGCCAAGUCAGACAGUGUGCUGGCAGAUAUGUGAUAUCUGUACUUUGUGUUUAUGCUCUCAAACAACAAAUUGCACUCCUGAUAAAUGCAUCUAAAUAUCUGAAGGAUUUUCACUGCAGCUGGUAUUUUAAGGGAAACUGUACGGCUUUUAGCUCUGUCUGUUGAUUCAUAGCAAUCCACGCUGCGGGGGAAAGGGGGCUUCAUUGGGCUUCUUUUUCAGGGAAACUGUGACUCCCUACGUAGGUCAGAACAUGGCAACAGUCAAGUGGUUUCUUGGCCUAAGAGUUCACAAGUUGGUUUAAUUUUCAAACACUUACAUUUCCACAUUUCCACUUAGCAUGAAGACCUUGAAGAGCUGAGGUUGGGUUUGAUUUUAAACUGAACUAUUUGGAGUAAAGCUUCAAAGUAAGGAGUACUGAAAUAACUUGUUACAUGUUGGUUGAUUGAGGGCGGGUGGGGGGGGGGGAGUCUGACACCUAAUGACUGCUGUGUGCUUUAGUUGCUUCUACUAUAGUUUUGUCGGGGUUAGGGAUUUUAAAUUAUAUGAUUGUAUACAAUUUUGAAGUUUUUUUUUUUCAGGAGCAUAUCCUUUGACGUGCAACUAUUUGGAUGACGCUUUUCAAAUCAAUAUCUUUUACCUUUUUAUUUCCCCAUCCAUCAAGGUAAAAAAUAAAAAACCUUACGUCCACGGCAUUAGCUUCAUAUCUAGUACACAGCUGCAACAUUGUGAGUGUUGCGUGUCACUGAAUAUGCUCCGGUUUUGUAUUAAAAACAAUCUUGGGUGAGCUCUGAACGGUAAACUGCUCUGUACACAGUUUCUCCUUUUUUUUGUGAUUACAACAACUAAAUCUGGUAAAUGGAUCUGUACAAAUGUAGAAUGAUUGUCUGUGGAAAAAAAAGCCCCAGGUUUCAUAAUAAAGCCAAUAUUCUGUACA